AUGCUGUCGUCCCUGAAGACCCUGCUGCUGAUCUCGGUCCUGUGCACACCGACCUCCAGCCUGUGCCUCCGCCUCCACCGGACCCGCGCCGACCUCCUGUGCGAUGACCGGAUGGCAGCCGGGGCCCGGAGCGACGAGGACGAGCCGGGCUACUCCCCCGUGGACGGCUGGGGGUCGCUCCUGCAGUCCGCGGAGUAUCUCGCCUCCUCCUCCUCCUCCUCCUCCUCCUCCUCUUCCUCUGCCGAGACCAGCCGGGAAAAAAGGACCUCAAGUCCCACAAACUACCGCUUCACGAGCAGGACGAAGCUCAGAGGGCAGAUGCUCCGGAACAGCAGCAAAGGGGACCGGAGGAGCAGGCUGACCCUGUCCCUGGACGUCCCGACCAACAUCAUGAACGUCCUCUUUGACGUGGCCAAGGCCAAAAACCUGCGGGCCAAGGCGGCGGAGAACGCGCGUCUCCUGGCGCAGAUUGGACGGAGAAAGUGA
This is a messenger RNA of Xiphias gladius (swordfish), 486 nucleotides long. It is a transcript of the gene ucn3l, whose product is annotated as urocortin 3, like. The coding region runs from base 1 to 486 and encodes 161 amino acids. Gene Ontology annotation, molecular function: hormone activity; corticotropin-releasing hormone receptor 2 binding. The record is from RefSeq and is a predicted model, not a curated record. Gene Ontology annotation, biological process: adenylate cyclase-activating G protein-coupled receptor signaling pathway; hormone-mediated signaling pathway; digestion. Gene Ontology annotation, cellular component: extracellular region. The transcript has a single exon. Lineage: Eukaryota; Metazoa; Chordata; Actinopteri; Istiophoriformes; Xiphiidae.